AUGCCCUCCGACGGCCUGCACCACGUCUCGGCGCAGGCAACUCGACUGUCCAGCGACGGCAUGACAUCGAAGAGAAACUCGCGCGUCUUUGUCGACGAAACAAAGCACUGCCAAGUCGGAUCCCAAAAAUCCUCUUCGUCGUCCCAUCGCUCACGACGCGACUCGCACGGAUCCGCCAACGACGACAUGUCACCCCCGGCCAAGGAAGCGGAAGAUGGCCAACGUGUCGGCACCAUGCCCAGGGAGGCGGCCACCGUCGCUCGCACCCGGAGCACCAGCGACGGGACACGCGAAAACACGGUCACUCCCAGUAUAAAGAUUGGCGAAAAGACGAUUGUCAUGGCCGCCAAGGUGUCUUUGACACGUUCGACCGAAUUCCCCCCCGUGCCCUUGAAUGGUCGACCAGCCAACUUUGGUGUGGUUCUCCCUGGCGUCUACCGGAGUAGCUACCCCAAGCCUGAGGAUUACGCCUUCUUGCAGAGUCUCAAGCUCAAGACGGUUGUAACACUGGUUAAGAAGGACGAGAUCGACCACGAGCUUGAAUCUUUCACGUCCAGCAACGGCAUACACCAGGUCGUCUUCAACAUGAAGGGCACCAAAAAGGAGGCCAUUCCCCUGUCUACCAUGGCCUCCAUUCUGAGGCUCGUUCUGGAUCGCCAACACUACCCGCUGCUCGUGCACUGCAACCAUGGCAAGCACCGGACCGGUUGCGUCGUCGCCGUCGUCCGGAAACUUUCGGGGUGGAACCUCGACAGUGUCUUGGGCGAGUACAAGUCGUACGCCAUGCCCAAGAUUCGCGAUUGCGACGUCGACUACAUCAGCGGCUUCCAGCCGACGUCGCUUCAGCCCAUGGCAUUCGACUCUCCUCGCUUCAGCCCGGUCCAGACGAGAACCUUUUUUCGCACCCUGCUAUUUUCGACGUUUGUCAUGGUGGUCUGGCUUGUGUCGGGGUCCAAGCUGAACCCCUCGUCCGGCAACCCGGCUGCAUGA
Messenger RNA from Hirsutella rhossiliensis, 990 nucleotides. Its product is annotated as tyrosine phosphatase family domain-containing protein. The transcript is spliced from 3 exons. Gene Ontology annotation, biological process: protein dephosphorylation. The record is from RefSeq and is a predicted model, not a curated record. Gene Ontology annotation, cellular component: cytoplasm. The coding region runs from base 1 to 990 and encodes 329 amino acids. Lineage: Eukaryota; Fungi; Ascomycota; Sordariomycetes; Hypocreales; Ophiocordycipitaceae. Gene Ontology annotation, molecular function: inositol diphosphate tetrakisphosphate diphosphatase activity; phosphatase activity.